AGCGGGAAGUGGAGACCGGGGCUGGAGUGUGCGCGGAGGUGGGGCCGAGCUUCUGGUGGCGGCCGAGGACGCGAAGACGACGCCGCCGCGGCCGCUGGGCCACUGCUGCGUCCCUGUAGCCCGUGAAGAUGGUGCUGCUAACCAUGAUCGCCCGGGUGGCGGACGGGCUCCCGCUGGCCGCCUCCAUGCAGGAGGACGAGCAGUCUGGCCGGGACCUUCAGCAGUAUCAGAGUCAAGCUAAGCAACUCUUCAGGAAGUUGAAUGAGCAGUCCCCAACCAGAUGUACCUUGGAAGCAGGAGCCAUGACUUUUCACUACAUCAUUGAACAGGGUGUGUGUUACUUGGUUUUGUGUGAAGCUGCCUUCCCCAAGAAGCUGGCUUUUGCCUACCUAGAAGAUUUGCACUCAGAAUUUGAUGAGCAGCAUGGGAAGAAGGUGCCCACAGUAUCUAGACCUUAUUCCUUUAUUGAGUUUGAUACCUUCAUUCAGAAAACCAAGAAGCUCUACAUUGACAGUCGUGCUCGGAGAAACCUGGGCUCCAUCAACACUGAGCUGCAAGACGUGCAGAGGAUCAUGGUGGCCAACAUUGAGGAAGUGCUGCAGCGAGGAGAGGCGCUCUCAGCAUUGGAUUCCAAGGCAAACAAUUUGUCCAGCCUUUCCAAAAAGUACCGGCAGGAUGCGAAGUACUUGAACAUGCGUUCCACUUACGCCAAACUUGCAGCCGUGGCUGUGUUUUUCAUCAUGUUAAUAGUGUAUGUGCGAUUCUGGUGGCUGUGAAAUAGUGAAUCCCACUGCUGGUAAGGGAAACCCUAGAACCCGGCACGUGUAAUGUUUCAGGAAGCUGAGCUCACAGGGAUGUGAAUUAGAAUCCAAGUGGAACUUCUUCCUCUAAAAGACCUUGCAAGAAAAGGCCUGUCUUGAAAAUGAAAGAUUACGCCUCAUUUCAUGAAGCUUAACCCUCCGCGGAAGUCUCUAUGUGGGACAGAGGCUUUCUCUGGGUGCUAAGCCAUAUAUAUAUUAGGGAACAGUAGAUUAUCUUGUUUUUUCCCCCUUCCAGUACAUUUUAAAAUGCAUCAGAGUGGGGUAUUCUCAUUCUUGAAUAGAGCCAUCAAUAGAUUGAAAGGUAGCCAACCUGUGCUAGCAAAUUCUGAAAUCCUGAAAAUCCUUCAAAGAAGGAAGCCCUGUGGGAAGUUUUUCAACUUGAGUCAACAUUCCUUUUGUUGGUGACAUUUGUGAUUUUUCAGUGAUCUGGGUUUUUGAUGGCCUUUCAGACAAGACUCCAAGUACGUGAAGGUUCAUUGCUAUGCUGCACAGAUUCUGUCGGCCCCUGUAAAAGUUACCCUUCGUUGUUUUCCUUUUAUAUAUAUAUUUUUUGCUUAUUGCACAAUUGCUUUAGGGUUAAAUAAAUUAUAUUAAGAUACAUUGAGA
Dipodomys ordii (Ord's kangaroo rat) is the source of this 1427-nucleotide messenger RNA. It is a transcript of the gene Sec22b, whose product is annotated as SEC22 vesicle trafficking protein homolog B (S. cerevisiae). NCBI's taxonomy places the organism in Eukaryota, Metazoa, Chordata, Mammalia, Rodentia, Heteromyidae. Gene Ontology annotation, biological process: retrograde vesicle-mediated transport, Golgi to endoplasmic reticulum; endoplasmic reticulum to Golgi vesicle-mediated transport; vesicle fusion with Golgi apparatus. Gene Ontology annotation, molecular function: SNAP receptor activity. Bases 129 to 776 code for a protein of 215 amino acids. The transcript is spliced from 5 exons. The record is from RefSeq and is a predicted model, not a curated record. Gene Ontology annotation, cellular component: SNARE complex; endoplasmic reticulum membrane; ER to Golgi transport vesicle membrane.